AUGGAUGUGAACUCCAAAAUCUACGGCUUUUUGACAUGUAUCCUCCAGGCACUUCUGCUGUCAUCGGCCACCCUGGAACCGUUCGACCUGCUUCAUGACAACGGAGUGGAGGCUUUUUAUAAAGGAGACUAUGGCAAUGUGGUGCGGUACAUGGAGAGCGCGCUGAAGAGUUUCUCCGAAGUGCGCCAGACCCGAAUCAGAUGCAGGCUGAAAUGCAGUGACCAGCAUCGCUUUGACAGCUUUCUGACUGAUAAGAUUUUUGAAGUGAUCCUCUAUAGAGGGCAUUGUUUAAAUCAAUGCAUUGAGGGAAAAAUUGGAGCCCAAUCCAUGCAUAAAAUUAGCGAGGAUGCCAUUCAAGAUUUCAAUCGAAGAAAUCCCUAUAACUACCUGCAACUUGCCUACAGAAAACUCGGGCAACUGGACAAAGCUGCAUCUGCUGCUCAUACGUAUUUCCAGGCCAACCCUGAGCAUGUGGAGAUGGGAGAGGACCUGGAGCAGUACAAAGCCCAGAAAGGUGUAAAAGAGGAAGACUUUAUUGACCGGGAAUCCCGCCCACACCAGAAAGCCUUCUUUGCUGGGGUGAAGCUCUACGACAAAGGCAACUACGAAGAGUCCGUGACGCUCUUUGAAGAGGCUCUGACUGAGUAUUACCGUGCCGAUGUGGAGUGUCGGGCCCUCUGUGAAGGGCCACAGCACUUCGAGGAGCAGAAACAUGUCUUGUACAAAUACAACCUCUACGAGCUAAUCUCAGAUCAUUACACACAGGUUCUUCACUGUCAGCAUGAGUGUGUCCGAGACUUGGCUACGCGCCCCGGUCGCCUGUCGCCUGUGGAAAACUACCUGCCACUGCAUUACGACUACCUGCAAUUUGCCUAUUUCCAAGCUGGGAGGAAUGAAGAGGCGUUGGAGUGUGCAUUGACCUACCUGUUGUUCCACGAAGGCGAAGAGUUCAUGACUGAGAAUAUGGAGUAUUACAGGGAGGUGCUGGGACAUGAUGGCCAGCCUCGUAAGGAAGCUGAACAGUAUCUAAGGCGGCACAAACAGGAGUUAGACCUGCUCCUCAUCGGCAGCAGUAAUCUUGGAGUGCCCUAUAUUGAAGGGCACUACUGGAGCAGUUCGGGCGGUAGAGAAGAUGCUAACAGGAUUCCUUCUGGUACCGAUGGCUGGAUGGACUAUGUGCCAAUAUCAGCAAAGAGAAAUGUCACAAUGUCUGUGUUACAUGAGCUGCGAGAAGGAGGUCCAUUGCUGUAUGAGAAUGUACGACUUGUACAAAACUCUGACACCCUGAAUGGAAGUCAGAGGGUGCUUUUUGAUGACGUCAUCAGUGAGGACGAGUGCUCUGAGCUCAAACAUCUGGCACACACUGUCACUGCGGCUGGUGACGGCUACAAGGGGAAAAUGUCUCCUCACACACCAAAUGAGAAAUUCGAAGGGGCGACAGUAUUGAAAACGCUGAAGUAUGGCUACGAGGGACGAGUUCCUUUAAAAAGUGCCCACCUCUUUUAUGAUGUCAGUGAGAAGGCCAGGCGGAUAAUUGAGUCAUACUUCAUGCUAAACUCUACUCUGCAUUUCUCAUACACACAUUUAGUGUGUAGGACCGCCAUAUCUGGUCAGCAGGACCACAGAAACGACCUCAGUCACCCAAUACAUGCUGAUAACUGUCUUCUGGACCCAGAAGCGAAUGAGUGCUGGAAAGAGCCGCCCGCUUACACCUACCGAGACUACAGUGCCCUGCUGUAUCUGAACGGGGAUUUUGAUGGCGGAGAAUUCAUCUUUACAGAAAUGGAUGCCAAGACUGUCACCGCCUCAGUGAAGCCCAGAUGCGGGCGGAUGGUGGGGUUCUCGUCUGGCGGUGAGAAUCCUCACGGUGUGCGAGCGGUCACUAGGGGGCAGCGGUGUGCUGUGGCACUCUGGUUCACUUUAGACCCCCUCUACAGGGAGCUGGAGAGGCUUCAAGCUGAUGAGGUGAUUCAAGCCCUUGAUAGCCAGCACAUGUGGGACCACGGCCAGCAUAUAAACCCAAAAGACGAGUUAUAGUCCAUCAACCAAUGGGAGAGAAAGCACAGGGUUCACGUCAUUACUUAUUUAUUGAAUGUUCAGAAUGAUUUUAUUUUUUUACAGUGUCAUAUUUUGUUUCUGACUGUUUGUGAGAAUUUUAUUAUUAUUAUUAUUGUUAUUAUUAUGUGUGCAUAUAAAAUCUCAGUUCACAAUUAUUCGGUUUCAUACCUUUAAAGUCAACAGGAAAUCAAAAUCGACUCAAAAUUAUUCCAUGGUAUUUCUAUUCGGGUAUAACAGA
Sinocyclocheilus grahami is the source of this 2296-nucleotide messenger RNA. Its product is annotated as prolyl 3-hydroxylase 2-like. Gene Ontology annotation, biological process: collagen metabolic process. The record is from RefSeq and is a predicted model, not a curated record. The transcript has 15 exons. Bases 1 to 2037 code for a protein of 678 amino acids. Gene Ontology annotation, cellular component: endoplasmic reticulum. NCBI's taxonomy places the organism in Eukaryota, Metazoa, Chordata, Actinopteri, Cypriniformes, Cyprinidae. Gene Ontology annotation, molecular function: protein binding; procollagen-proline 3-dioxygenase activity; L-ascorbic acid binding.